Molecule: messenger RNA, 228 nt
Organism: Sphaeroforma arctica JP610
Lineage: Eukaryota; Ichthyosporea; Ichthyophonida
Exons: 1
Source: RefSeq, a predicted model, not a curated record
GAAUUUAGAUAUAUACCGAACAAACAAGAAUCUGUCACACGAGCGAGGGCUGUUAUGGGGACGCCAAGCCGAUCGGCUGUUGUCGGCAACGAUCUUGCAGUCGUGGUUGCGAAUUCGGCAGGGACAAACCCAAAGAAAGAGGAACACGCCAAAGGAACUGUAGGCCACCUCUUAGUAACUACAAAUGAUAAGUACACGACCACAGAGAAGCGGGUGGCAAGGCGGAAG